Lathyrus oleraceus (garden pea) is the source of this 1029-nucleotide messenger RNA. Its product is annotated as agamous-like MADS-box protein AGL80. Gene Ontology annotation, molecular function: protein dimerization activity; DNA-binding transcription factor activity, RNA polymerase II-specific; RNA polymerase II cis-regulatory region sequence-specific DNA binding. The transcript has 2 exons. The coding region runs from base 76 to 801 and encodes 241 amino acids. Lineage: Eukaryota; Viridiplantae; Streptophyta; Magnoliopsida; Fabales; Fabaceae. The record is from RefSeq and is a predicted model, not a curated record. Gene Ontology annotation, biological process: positive regulation of transcription by RNA polymerase II.
GGGUUAUAGGAAAAACAUCUCAAACAUCAUUUGCAUAAUUUUCUUCUUAGCUUAUUUUUUCCUGUCAUCACUGUCAUGGCCAGAAAGAAGGUCAAACUUGCAUACAUAACUUGUAACUCGAAGAGGAGGGAAACAUUCAGAAAGAGGAAAUCGGGUAUAAUCAAGAAAGUGAAUGAAAUCAGCACUCUUUGUGGGAUAGAAGCAUGUGCAAUAAUCUAUGAUAGAAACAAUCCUCAACCAGAGGUUUGGCCAUCAGAUGUCGGAGUCAAAAAUGUUUUGUUCAAGUUUAGGAGUUUGCCUGAACUUGAACGAAGCAAAAAGAUGGUGGAUCAAGAAGCUUUCUUGAGGCAAAGCAUAGCGAAAAUCUACGAGCAGUUGAAGAAACAAAGGGAGGAAACCAGAAAGAAGGAAAUGACCAAUAUCAUUCAUCAUUACAUUCAAAGUGGUGAAUUUAAUGCUAUGAAUUUAAUGAGCAAACACGAUCUCAAUGAUUUGUCUUCUUUUAUAGAUGAAAAUCUGAAGGAAAUCGAGCAAACGAUGAAAGGAGUGCCAACCGAAGUGCGAGAGGAGGUCAGAAAUGGAGCUGAAGUGAUGAAUGGAAGAGAGGUGGUGCAUGAAAAUAUUAAUCAUGUCCAUGGGCAGGUGAAUGGAGGAAAUGAACAACUAGCAAAUAUGGGUCAGUUUGUCCAAGGAAAUGAGAACAACAUUGGUGAUGAAAUGCCACUUAAUUUCCCACAAUGGCCUAUGGAUUUUUCCAUGUUUCAAUUUCCAUUUAUUAACGAUGGUCCAAAUGGAUUUUAAUUUCUAGUUCAUAAUUUCAUUCAAUAACAGUUUCAAAUUCUCUUCCAAUGUGUAGUAGUGUCUUACAAAAUAUUUUUCAUAAAAAAUGUGACCGCUAUACAAUGGAAGACGAUGUGAAUCUUUUCAACAGUUUUUUUUAGUAUAAUAAGGAGUCAUUUUUCUGUCAUUAUUUGGAUUUUUUGUUUGUUCCUUUUGGUUUGACAGUUGGUCUUGGUCAGUGUUUGUUUC